Nicotiana tabacum (common tobacco) is the source of this 1866-nucleotide messenger RNA. Its product is annotated as metal tolerance protein 2. Gene Ontology annotation, cellular component: membrane. Lineage: Eukaryota; Viridiplantae; Streptophyta; Magnoliopsida; Solanales; Solanaceae. Gene Ontology annotation, biological process: transmembrane transport; monoatomic cation transport. Gene Ontology annotation, molecular function: monoatomic cation transmembrane transporter activity. The record is from RefSeq and is a predicted model, not a curated record.
AGAAUUUUUUUUGGUGAUUACAAACGAUUAACUUUUAACGGCGGAAGCCGGUAAUUAACUAAUUACAACUCCCUGGACAGUCAAUCGCUAUCUUUAAUCACUCUUCAUAGGCGACUCAAAUCCGAGCAAUUCUCCCAAAUUUCAUAGAACUUCUAAACAUGGUAGCUAGAUUGAUUUCAAGCAAUCUAAAUCGAAUACGAAAAACGUAUAUAUCAUCAACUAUUAGAUACAACAACAAUUUCACUCCUCUAUAUCUAUCUCCCAAUUUCCAAUUCGAUAAUGAUGAUUCAGCUACAAGUAUGGGGAGUCGCAGCUUUAUGCUUCAGAAAAGAUGGCAUACGGGACAUUCACAUUCACAUCAUGACCAUGACGACCUCCGCUCCGGUAAAAACGGCGAGAGGAUUUUCCGGCUUGGCCUCGCUGCUGAUAUUGGCCUCGCCGCCAGUAAAGCUUUCACAGGUUAUAUAUGUGGUAGCACCGCCAUUAUCGCUGAUGCCGCCCAUUCUAUCUCCGAUGUGGUUCUGAGUGGAGUGGCAUUGCUGUCGUUUAAAGCUGCAAGGGUUCCCAAGGACAAAGAACAUCCUUAUGGACAUGGUAAAUUUGAGACUCUUGGAGCUCUUGGAAUUUCUGGUGUACUAUUGGCUACUGCUGGAGGUAUUGGAUGGCAUGCUUUAGAUGUUUUGCUGGGAUUAUGGUCUACAGCGCCCGAAGUUGUUAACCAGUCAUUGAGUCAUCUGGACGUGCAUGAGCAACAUCAUAGUGGACAUCACCAUGGAAUAGAUAUGGAUCACCCUAUUCUUGCUUUGAAUGUGACUAUACUCUCUAUAGCUGUUAAAGAAGGAUUAUACUGGAUGACAAAGAGAGCGGGGGAUAAGAUUGGCAGUGGACUGAUGAAAGCCAAUGCUUGGCAUCAUCGUGCUGAUGCAGUAUCCUCCGUCGUUGCUCUCAUAGGAGUUGGUGGUUCAAUCCUUGGGGUGAGGAUCCUUGAUCCACUUGCUGGGCUUGUUGUUGCAGGCAUGAUCAUGAAAGCUGGACUUGAAACCGGAUAUCAGAGUGUCUUGGAAUUGGUUGAUGCUGCUAUUCCUUCACAUACCCUGAAGCCUUUCAAGCGCAUGAUUCUACAAGUUGAUGGAGUUAAGGGAUGCAGUCACCUGAGGGGAAGGAGGGCUGGUUCAUAUCUCUAUCUUGAUGUUAUUGUUGAGGUUGACCCCUUUUCUAGUGUGAGUGCCGCACAUGAAAUCGGGGAAAACGUCCGCCGUGAAAUCCAGCAGUUACAUCCCGAAAUUGCCGAAGUCUUCGUACACAUAGAGCCAUCCACUAUACACAUUCCACCAACUGUUGUGUUUCAGCAGAGGGCUAACACAAUGGGUGCCCCCCAAGACCAUUCUUCAAUGGAGCUCGCAGACAUUGAAAAUAAAGUUUACAACAUUUUAUCUACAAACUAUUCUCAGAAGAUGAUAAUUGAGCGUGUAAAUCCACAUCUGUUGCAAGGACAGAUUUUACUUCAAGUUGAAGUUUCUAUGCCUCCUGAUCUCUUGAUUAGGGAUGCGGAAAAAGUUGCAGAAGAAGCAGAGAAAUUAAUCAUAGAGGCAGCACCAGAUAUUGUUCAUGUGUGCAUUCAGCUACGCCUAGGGCAACCUAUGCCAGAGCCUUACAAGGAAUGGGUGGACAGUAGAAGUGAGAGGAAAGAUAACUGAUUUUACAUGUAUACGCCCAGAUUUUGUAUACUGAAUAAAAGAAUUCCAACUCGAAAAACCAGAAAACUACACUCAGUAAUUACAGGUAGCAUAUUUAAACUGAUCUCAUACACAUUCCAUUGAGGCUUAUGUUAAUAUAAACAAUCUGAGGCUAUUCCGUUUAAAACAA